Messenger RNA from Apis dorsata (giant honeybee), 2104 nucleotides. Its product is annotated as ATP-binding cassette sub-family G member 4-like. Gene Ontology annotation, cellular component: plasma membrane. Bases 190 to 1839 code for a protein of 549 amino acids. Lineage: Eukaryota; Metazoa; Arthropoda; Insecta; Hymenoptera; Apidae. The transcript has 11 exons. The record is from RefSeq and is a predicted model, not a curated record. Gene Ontology annotation, molecular function: ATP hydrolysis activity; ABC-type transporter activity; ATP binding.
AGAUCAAACGGAAUUGAAUCAUUUUAAGCGGACAAGAAAAUUGUACGGCCCUGCAAUAUAGAGUUAAUAUCGGUCGUCGCAGUCAUUAUAAUGAAUUCGAGCAUAUCGUGUGUUUCUGUUCGUGAUUAAAUUUCAGUGGUUUAAUGAUUAGUUUAAGAUUUAAUAAUCAACAAGCGUAGUAAUUUAAUAAUGGAAGCACAUCACUACGAUACAAUCGUUGAUUCAACAAUAAGAAUGAUCGACGAGGAAAGAUGCACCAUUCAAUUGAGAGAAAAUCAGAAUUUUUUGAAUCCAAACAACCAACCAGUUACCAAAAUAUACAUUGAGUUUAAUAAUCUCUCAUACACGAUCCAUUCCAAUAAAGGAAAAUCAAAGAAGAUAUUAGAAAAUGUGACAGGAUAUUUUCGUCCCGAAAGAUUAAUGGCAAUUAUUGGUCCUUCUGGUGCAGGAAAGACUACAUUACUUCGUACUAUAUGCUCUUUGAAAACCACUAAUGUCAAAGGUUCAAUUAUCGUUAACGGUAAAAAAUGGAAUGGUAGUGCUUUUCGAAAACAAACAUGUUUCCUGCCACAAGAAUUUGUUUUAUUACCUUUGCUUACUGCGAAAGAAACAUUAUAUAUUGCAGCACGUUUGAAAGUUAAAAAUAUUCAUGAACCAUAUGCCAUUAAUCUGAUUAUAAUGGAAAUAGCGGAAAAUUUAAAUUUGACGAAUUGUUUAAAUACUUUAGUAAAAAAUUUAAGCGGUGGAGAACAUAAAAGAUUGUCAAUCGGCGUAGAAAUAAUUACAAAACCAUCUGUUAUAUUAUUAGAUGAACCAACCAGUGGACUUGAUAGUACAUCCUCGUAUCAGGUAAUCGAAUUAUUGCAUAAAAUAGCAAAAGGAGGUUGUACGAUUGUUUGUGCAAUUCAUCAACCCAGCAGUCGCAUAAUAUCACAAUUUGAUGAUUUAUUAGUUAUACACAAUGGAAUUUCCUUCUAUUGUGGACCUUGGAAUGAUGUUUUUUGUACCUUUAGUGAAGCAGGCUAUCUGUGUCCUCAAUUUUAUAAUAUAUCUGAAUUUAUUCUAGAAGUAGUGAUAGGCGAAAGAAAUGGUGAUUUAAACAAUCUACGCAAAAUUAGUCAUGAUAAAUAUUUAAAAUGGAAAAUAUGUUUCCAACAUUCUAUUAUAACAACAGAUAUUACAUCUACUCCAAAUUUGAAUAUUAUCAACAAAUCGAAAUUAUAUUUUAUGUGGAACGAACAGAAGAUUUUAUUAUUGAGAGCAAUAAUUUGUAUUAAAAGAGACAAUACUUUAACAAAAUUAAGAUUUGCAGCUCAUAUAAUAGUAGCUCUUCUACUAGGUGUAGUUUUUUAUGAUUCUGGAACUAAUGCUAAUAAAGCUAACAGUAAUAUAGCUUGUAUAUUUUUCAUCUUACUGUUUUUAUAUUUUGCAAAUUCUAUGCCGGCUGUGCAAAUGUUUCCCGUAGAAACUGCUGUUUUCUUACGAGAGUAUUUAAAUAAUUGGUAUCGUUUAAAAUCUUAUUUUUUGGUGAAAGUUUUAUCAGAUUUACCAUUACAAAUUAUCAUACCUUCAGUGUUCAUCAUCAUUACAUAUUACAUGACUGGUCAACCAAUGGAAUUCAAUAGAUUUUUACAUACUUGGUUGAUUUGUAUUUUAAUAACGAUUCUUGGACAAUCAUCGGGAAUGCUCGUUGGUGCUGCAUUCGAUACGCAAGGUAACACUGGUCGAUCAAGUCCAUAUAUGGCAUUGAUAUAUCUACGAAAUUGUAAAAAAAAAAAAGAUUAUAAUAUAUCGAAAAUAUUUAAUUUACAAAAUAUCAAUAUCGGAAUACAAAAAUAAUAUAUAUUUAAGUAUUAAAUAUUUAGAAAAAGUUAUUAAAAACAGAACAAAAUAUAACAGAAUAACAGAAAUCUAUCAUUUUGCAUUAUUUUUAUCACAUUUUCUAUCACAUUACAGAAUUCAAAUAUUAUAAAAAAAAUAUUACCCUUCUAAACUAUAUCGCAAGAAACUGAUAUAUGUACCCCAUUUAAGAUAAAUUGGUAUAUCACGUAAUGAUACACCAAAACCUGCAAACAUCAUCAUUGGCACAGAUAAAGUUGGUCCU